CAUUUUAUAUCAUCGGUCACCGGUGACCAACACGACGGUUAAAAUUUAACAUGUUUUAAAAUGUGUUAAAAUGUAGUGAAAAAGUACGCAGUAGAGAAUAUACCAUAAGAAGAAGGUAACAGAAAAGAGAAAUAGCGAGAAGCAGACGAAGUUUCUGCAGACUAACUCCAACGGAUGCAAGAUAUCCCACGAUGGGGAACGCUCUUGCGUUUCUUAAACGUUCUACGCGUAAGUCGCACGUAAGGCGGAAUUGGAGAAGAUGAGACGUAAGAUGAGAAGCAACCCAGUUUAAAAGACGUUGCGCGCCCGUCAUUAGCGUAAUCGUUGCUAAUGACGCAUCUUCCCUUCCUAUUUGCGUGGUCCAUUCAUGACGUGCUUUUUCGUGGGUGGACUAUAUAAAUGUGUUUACAUCUCCUCCUCGUUCUUCUGUGUUCUGCAGGAGCUUGCAGCAGUCGAUGUACAUACAUAUUGGCCGCGUGAAUAAUGCAUCUUCCUGUUUGCGCGAGUAUCGUUGCCGAGUGACGCGAACGAAGACGAAGAAAGACCUGGAAACGUGAAGUUUUAGAUAUUUUCCUUCGGUAUUGUGAUUUCUGAUCCGAAAAUUCAGAGAUUUCCAAAAAGAUGGCACGUUCGAUGAUUGGGGAUGGAGCGCUCGUUUUAUUCUUCAUUUUAUUUUUCUCUCGACUUGCGUUGGGCUCAUAUGAAUCCGCACCGCACAUAAUUAUCUUCAUGGCUGAUGAUCUGGGGUGGAACGACGUCAGUUUCCACGGCUCGAACCAAAUACCCACUCCGAAUAUAGACGCUCUAGGGUAUAAUGGGAUUAUACUGAACAGACAUUACGUCUUACCGUCCAGCACCCCCUCCAGAGCCGCGUUUUAUACGGGAUUGUAUCCGAUACGUAUAGGUAUGCAGGGACAAGGUAUACAAGGGGGCGAACCGAGAGGGCUCCCCCUUCAUGUGAGGCUCUUGCCGGAAUACCUGCGCGGUUUGGGGUACACGACGAAGCUGAUCGGCAAGUGGCACGUGGGGUACCACACACCCCAGCACAUCCCCGUGCAUCGGGGUUUCGACUCGUUCUUCGGCUUCUACAACAGUCACGUUUCGUAUUACGACUACAGGUACUCGCAUAAGAAUAUGACCGGGUACGAUAUGCAUCGCGGUGACGUUCCGGCUUACGGGCAAGCUGACAAGUACGCGACGGACCUCUUCACCGACGAAGCGCUCAAGAUCAUCGAAAAUCAUGAGUCAUCCCGGCCGCUCUACCUUCAGAUAUCGCACCUGGCUGUUCACGGGCCUCUCGAGGGCCCGCACGAUUAUACUUUCGACCAGCGAUUUAUGCACAUCCGAGAGCCAGAACGCCGCAAGUACGCCAGGACGGUGACCCGAUUGGAUGAUUCUGUCGGACGCAUCGUUCAUUCCCUGGGUGACCGGGGGAUGCUGAGGAACUCGCUGAUCCUCUUUCUCACUGACAAUGGUGCAGCGCCCAUUGGCAAGUCCCGCAAUUACGGCUCCAACUAUCCCCUGCGGGGCAUGAAGUAUACCCUGUACGAGGGUGGUGUGAGAGGAGUCGCCGCGUUGUGGUCACCAAGAUUGCGCAAAGCGGCGCGGGUAUGCGACGAGCUAAUGCACAUAACCGAUUGGCUGCCAACUCUCUAUUCUGCCGCUGGUGGUGACCUGCAAGACCUGGGGGAGAUCGAUGGGGUCGAUCAGUGGCGCAUGUUGAGCGAGGGUCAUCCGAGAACCCGGGAGAAACUAUUGCUGAACAUCGACGAGAUCUCCAGGACCGAGGGGGCUAUAUACAAACAAUACAAACUUAUUCGAGGAUCGAUCGAGGGUGGCUACUACGACGGAUAUUACCGUUACCUGGAGAACAUCGUGUUGAAAGAUCCUCGUGUUGAAAGGAAGAAGGUGGAGGAAGACACGCCAUCCUACACGGACACCGUCCUGAGGAGCACGGUGUCGCAGAGCAUCACUCAUCAUCUGGGCGGUCCAGUCACUCAACCCAGCACGAUGGUUCAGUUGCGACGGGAUGCCACGGUCCAUUGCCAGAGCUUCAUGUAUUAUAACAACAACAGCUUUACCACUUGCAAUGUCACCGAGUGCCUGUUUGACAUCGACAAAGAUCCUUGCGAGACGAAGAACAUUGCCGAGCAAUUUCCGAGGAUGGCUCGAGAACUGGACCUGUUCCUGGAACAAUACGGACAUAAUAUCACGAGGCAGGUCAAGGUGCCGGUGGACUGGCAAGCGGACCCACGAAGAAUGAACAACACUUGGGACCCAUGGAUAUCUCCUGGUGAAAUAUCGUAUCCGACGAACGCGGCAGUCCACUUGAUCAGUUUCAUCUAUUGCCUUCACAUCGGGAUGCUCCUCGUGAUAACCGCGUACAAUUCUUUUGUUUAAACGACUGACGCACGCAAUCACAUGGUGCGUAUCCAUCCGAGAUUGGGAGAAACUGGUCUCAGACUAGCCAAGUGUAGCCCAGCAAGCUUUGGCUUUGAUUGAUCAAAUCCCAAACUCCGAGUCUCAAUCCUGUGUCUCAAUCCCGUAUGCGUAGUCUGAUACUUUUAGUACUUUGGUACCCCCUUGUCUGUGCCCUUUAGAAGAGGGUGCAGGGAAAAGAGGGCAACAAGUAAAUUCGCCAAACUAGAAAACUUUCUAGCUAUAUUGGCAAAUUUAUUUACGUUAAUUACAUUAGCAAUGUAUGUCAGCUAUGUUAGCAAAUUUAUUUACAGGUGCAGCUAAGAAUUGUUCUAGUGAAUUUAACGAAUCCACUUGCUGCCUUUCCUUUCUAGAUACUGAGCAAAAUAUUACGCAAUGUCGCGCAGCAUCUUUUUAGAUCAACACGUGCAGAUGAAAUGUUUACACCUAGAUGAAUGGCACAUACACAGAUGAAUAACACAUAAGCGUGUUGUUAAUUUGUGAACUACACUUUUAGUGUCUUGGUGAAUUAUUAUAAUUGUGCUGAAAAAACACUCGUUUCUUCGCGCGUUAGUUUUUAUAAUAUAAUAUUUAUAAUUAUGUCACAUUGAUGAUUUAUUGCGCAUUUUUCUUGUCACUCGGUUGUCUACGUAAUCAUAAUCGUCAGCAGACUUUGAAAGUCCCUUUCGUAGGACACACGACUCGCUCAGGAUUGGCAGUUAUUUAAUUACCAAGUUCCGCUGGCUGCAAGAUACAUCUAUGUAUUAAAUACGUGUUCAAACCUGUUUUUCCUUUUUCUUGCAAGUUUGUGCACGUGAUAGUUGCAGAUAAAUGCAAUCGCAAGCGACCGAGAUAGUCAACUUUCUUUGCCGGAUUCUUGUUGAGUUGAGAAACGAAGUACCGAUUUAUUCCGCGUGUUACGUUCAACAUCCAUAGUUGCAUCUUCAUUGCGCUUUUAUCGAAUCACUUAAAUUCGCGAUAGAAUCAAGUGAUGUUAAACGCAAACAAACUGACUAUUUUUGCUUUGGUCUUCUAGCCGUUUGUCUUGCGUGCUCUUGAUGAGAGAAAUAAUGCCAGAUUAAUUUGUCUUAAUGCGUGAUCAGCAUCGUUUCAAGUUUGAUCCAGAUUUUUGUCAUGUAAAUAUAUCUGAAGUUAUUAUUAUAUUAAAGUGAAACAGAAAAAUACCUCCCUUAGAAUUAACACCUUACUGUAAUGUAUUUUAUAAUUAGCGAUCCAUAGUCGUACAAUUAAACAAUAAUUUAUUAUUAACCGUAUUAAUGGUAUAUGAGCGAUAAAUAUAUGUAACAUCGAAAUAAAAUCAGUGUAAGUA
Messenger RNA from Ooceraea biroi (clonal raider ant), 3748 nucleotides. RefSeq names its product arylsulfatase B. Gene Ontology annotation, molecular function: sulfuric ester hydrolase activity. NCBI's taxonomy places the organism in Eukaryota, Metazoa, Arthropoda, Insecta, Hymenoptera, Formicidae. The record is from RefSeq and is a predicted model, not a curated record.